AUGUCUAAGUCAGAGUCCCCCAAGGAGCCAGAAGAGCUGCGGAAGCUCUUCAUUGGAGGGCUGACCUUCGAAACAACUGACGAAAGUCUGUGGAGCCAUUUUGAGCAAUGGGGAACACUCACCGACUGUGUGGUAAUGAGAGAUCCAAACACCAAAAGAUCCAGAGGCUUUGGGUUUGUCACAUACGCCACUGUGGAGGAAGUGGAUGCUGCCAUGAAUGCAAGACCACACAAGGUGGAUGGAAGAGUUGUGGAACCUAAGAGAGCUGUGUCAAGAGAAGAUUCUCAGAGACCAGGUGCCCACUUAACUGUGAAGAAGAUCUUUGUUGGUGUUGUUAAAGAAGACAUUGAAGAACAUCACCUACGAGAUUAUUCUGAGCAGUAUGAGAAAAUUGAAGUGAUUGAAAUUAUGACUGACAGAGGCAGUGGAAAAAAGAUGGGCUUUGCUCUUGUCACCUUUGAUGACCAGGACUCUGUGGAUAAGACUGUUAUUCAGAAAUACCACACUGUGAAUGGCCACAACUGUGAAGUAAGAAAGACUCUGUCGAAGCAAGAGAUGGCUAGUGCUUCAUCCAGCCAGAGAGGUCGAAGUGGUUCCGGAAACUUUGGUGGUGGUCGUGGAGGUUUUGGUGGCAAUGACAAUUUUGGUCGAGGAGGGAACUUCAGUGGUCGCGGUGGCUUUGGUGGCAGCCGUGGUGGUGGUGGAUAUGGUGGCAGUGGGGAUGAUGGAAGCAAUUUUGGAGGUGAUGGAAGCUACAGUGAUUUUGGCAAUUACAACAACCAGUCAUCAAGUUUUGGACCGAUGAAAGGAGGAAACUUUGGAGGCAGGAGCUCUGGCCCUUAUGGUGGUGGAGGCCAGUACUUUGCUAAACCACAAAACCAAGGUGGCUAUGGAGGUUCCAGCAGCAGCAUUAGCUAUGGCAGUGGCAGGAGGCUCUAAUUACAGCCAGGAAACAAAGCUUAGCAGGAGAGGAGAGCCAGAGAAGUGACA
Messenger RNA from Rattus rattus (black rat), 990 nucleotides. RefSeq names its product heterogeneous nuclear ribonucleoprotein A1-like. The record is from RefSeq and is a predicted model, not a curated record. Lineage: Eukaryota; Metazoa; Chordata; Mammalia; Rodentia; Muridae. Gene Ontology annotation, molecular function: RNA binding.